This is a messenger RNA of Fulmarus glacialis (Northern fulmar), 2916 nucleotides long. RefSeq names its product B-Raf proto-oncogene, serine/threonine kinase (gene BRAF). Gene Ontology annotation, biological process: protein phosphorylation; signal transduction. The record is from RefSeq and is a predicted model, not a curated record. Gene Ontology annotation, cellular component: mitochondrion; cytosol; plasma membrane. Gene Ontology annotation, molecular function: ATP binding; protein kinase activity. Bases 90 to 2237 code for a protein of 715 amino acids. The transcript has 19 exons. Lineage: Eukaryota; Metazoa; Chordata; Aves; Procellariiformes; Procellariidae.
GUUGUGAAGAAUGAGUAACAACCUGAGUUGUUUCAUAGUACAGUGCCCUAAGUUUUGUCUGUGUGCUAGAGGUGUGGAAUAUCAAACAGAUGAUUAAAUUAACACAAGAACAUAUAGAGGCACUGCUAGACAAAUUUGGAGGAGAGCAUAACCCACCAUCGAUAUACUUAGAGGCCUAUGAAGAGUACACCAGCAAACUAGAUGCUCUACAGCAGAGAGAACAGCAGUUAUUGGAAUCCAUGGGGAAUGGAACUGAUUUCUCUGUCUCCAGUUCAGCUUCAACAGACACAGUUGCAUCAUCUUCUUCCUCUAGCCUCUCUGUAGCACCUUCAUCCCUUUCAGUUUAUCAAAACCCUGCUGAUAUGUCACGGAAUAACCCUAAGUCUCCACAGAAGCCUAUUGUUAGAGUCUUCCUGCCCAACAAGCAAAGGACUGUGGUUCCAGCAAGAUGUGGGGUGACAGUCCGAGACAGCCUAAAGAAAGCUCUAAUGAUGAGAGGUCUUAUUCCAGAAUGCUGUGCUGUUUACAGAAUACAAGAUGGAGAGAAGAAGCCAAUUGGCUGGGACACUGACAUUUCCUGGCUCACAGGAGAGGAGUUGCAUGUGGAAGUCUUGGAGAAUGUGCCACUCACGACACACAAUUUUGUACGAAAAACAUUCUUCACGUUAGCAUUCUGCGACUUUUGUCGAAAGCUGCUUUUCCAGGGAUUCCGGUGCCAGACGUGUGGCUACAAAUUUCACCAGCGCUGUAGUACAGAAGUGCCACUGAUGUGUGUUAAUUAUGACCAACUUGAUUUGCUGUUUGUCUCCAAGUUCUUUGAACAUCACCCCAUAUCACAGGAGGAGGCCUCCUUAGGAGAGACCACCCCAGCAUCUGGAUCGUACCCCUCAGUGCCCCCCUCAGAUUCUGUUGGACCACCAAUUCUCCCUAGUCCUUCUCCUUCAAAAUCCAUUCCAAUCCCACAGCCCCUCCGACCAGCAGAUGAAGACCAUCGGAAUCAAUUUGGGCAACGCGACCGAUCCUCUUCAGCCCCCAAUGUUCACAUCAAUACAAUCGAGCCAGUCAAUAUUGAUGAGUUGAUUAGAGACCAGGGUUUACGAGGAGAGGGAGGUUCAACUGCAGGUUUGUCUGCAACACCUCCCGCCUCUUUGCCUGGGUCACUCACCAAUGUGAAAGCGUUACAGAAAUCACCAGGACCCCAACGAGAAAGGAAAUCAUCCUCAUCCUCAGAAGACAGAAAUAGAAUGAAAACCCUUGGUCGACGGGAUUCAAGUGAUGAUUGGGAGAUACCAGAUGGACAGAUCACAGUUGGACAAAGGAUAGGAUCUGGAUCAUUUGGAACAGUCUACAAAGGAAAGUGGCAUGGUGAUGUGGCAGUGAAAAUGUUGAAUGUUACAGCACCCACACCUCAACAGUUACAGGCUUUCAAAAAUGAAGUAGGAGUGCUCAGGAAAACACGACAUGUGAAUAUCCUGCUUUUCAUGGGUUAUUCAACAAAACCCCAGUUGGCUAUUGUUACACAAUGGUGUGAGGGGUCCAGCUUGUAUCACCAUCUACACAUCAUUGAGACCAAAUUUGAAAUGAUCAAACUAAUUGAUAUUGCACGACAGACUGCACAAGGCAUGGAUUAUUUGCAUGCCAAGUCAAUCAUCCACAGAGACCUCAAGAGUAAUAAUAUUUUUCUUCAUGAAGACCUCACAGUAAAAAUAGGUGAUUUUGGUCUAGCUACAGUGAAAUCACGAUGGAGCGGAUCACAUCAGUUUGAACAGUUGUCUGGAUCUAUUCUAUGGAUGGCACCAGAAGUUAUUAGGAUGCAAGAUAAAAACCCAUAUAGCUUUCAGUCGGAUGUGUAUGCGUUUGGGAUUGUUCUGUAUGAAUUGAUGACUGGACAGUUACCAUACUCAAACAUCAACAACAGGGACCAGAUAAUUUUUAUGGUGGGACGAGGAUACCUAUCUCCAGACCUCAGCAAAGUACGGAGCAACUGUCCAAAAGCUAUGAAGAGACUAAUGGCAGAAUGUUUAAAAAAGAAAAGAGAUGAGAGACCCCUUUUUCCACAGAUUCUUGCCUCCAUUGAGCUUCUGGCCCGGUCAUUGCCAAAAAUUCACCGCAGUGCAUCUGAGCCCUCAUUAAACCGGGCUGGCUUCCAGACAGAGGAUUUUAGUCUAUAUGCUUGUGCUUCUCCAAAAACACCUAUCCAAGCAGGGGGAUACGGAGAAUUUGCAGCGUUCAAGUAGCCACAGCACCAUGGCAGCACCCACUCUGUUAUUUAAGUCUUGUGUUCCUACAGUUUCUUAACAUCAAAACUCUAUUCUGCUCCACAAAACCUAAAGUAAUUUAGAAAAGAUAUCCAUAAGCUUAAAAAUGGAGCAGAAUGGAACUGCCAGUCCAACACAAUGGGAAAAAGUACCUUUUUGGGAACCAGAAUCCUCUGCUGCCAGUGUUUCUCCUUCAACACAAACCACCACGUGCAUUCGGAGACCCGCAGUGGCUGCCUGUGCCGUUGGCAUCAUUCCCAGGAGAGAGGAGAGGGCGCUCGUGGUUUGACUGUGGUGCUCGGGCAUGAGGGGAUGGAACUGCUGCUGCAACUUAGGAGACUUGCUUUGGAUGGUCUGCCGGUCGGCUUUCUCCCUCUAACAAUGUACCAUCAGAGGCUGAAAAUCUGAUGAGUGCUAACUGAAAAGAAUCAUCCUCCAUUCUGAUCUUCUUUUUCCUGGUGUACUCACUGAUUUGUGGACAAUGCAGUAUCCCCUUUUCACUGUAUCACAAUGUCAAACACCUAAAUCUGCCUAUAUUAUUGGGUUUCAUUCCAGUAAAAUUAGAAGUGUGGGGUGAUGGGAGCUGGAGAAGAGGUAAAGGCGAAGAGGUUAAUCUGAAGGAAAAGGGGAUGCUGCUGCACCUUUUUUCAGAUUUACU